Ilex paraguariensis (yerba mate) is the source of this 441-nucleotide messenger RNA. NCBI's taxonomy places the organism in Eukaryota, Viridiplantae, Streptophyta, Magnoliopsida, Aquifoliales, Aquifoliaceae. The record is from the annotation of a GenBank genome assembly.
AUGGGUAGACAAGUUGGAUUGUAUUCUCCAAGUGCUGAAAGUGGGCAUGCUGCAACCGAGAAUCCAACACUUUAUGCUCUUUUACCUAUUGACCAGGACAGCAGUAGCCUUCUUGGUGCCUUUGUUCUUUGUCGUCUAUUUAAGAAGCAUGAUGAAAAGCAAGAUGAGAAUGUUGAAGACGAAGUUAAGCAAAAUAUUUCUUCUCCUUCAGUAGUUAAAUCUCCCGCUGAAGGUAAUCACUCAGAGCCAGUUACCCCAGUGAAGGGUAGACAAGUUGGAUUGUAUUCUCCAAGUGCUGAAAGUGGGCAUGCUGCAUCCGAGAAUCCAACACUUUAUGCUCUUUUACCUAUUGACGAGGACAGCAGUUGCCUUCUUGUUGAUGAUACAAAAGAUAAAUUGUUAGACAUACAAUCCAUCCUGCUAGACCCCGAGCUGGAAUAA